Molecule: messenger RNA, 1650 nt
Organism: Schistosoma curassoni
Lineage: Eukaryota; Metazoa; Platyhelminthes; Trematoda; Strigeidida; Schistosomatidae
Source: the annotation of a GenBank genome assembly
UGCACCGUAAGACAUCGUUGUAUGACAUCGGAUAUCUUUUACUUAAUUUACAAACUUUUCCUCUUUCUGUCAAUUGAACACUUAACCACUGGUGUCAACUUAAGGCUAACUAGGAAGUGGUUGUUUUAGUUCACCUGCGAUCAGCUGAUGAUGGCAUCAUCCAUAAACAUCUUGAAAGCCGACUCUGUUCUUCGUCUCAGUACUUUUUUAAAACGUUGGAAACCGGCAUGGCUAGUUCUUUAUGGGAAUGGUGAGCUGCGGUACUUUGAAAGUAAGGAUGAUUAUGUAGCGAAAGCGACUAUUAAUGUUCCACGAAUAUGCAGAGAAAUUCUAUCUGGUCACCGAAAUAUCGAUCCACCUAAAGAUCGUUCUAACGAGUGCAUUUUCGGCCUCAGGACAGAUGAAUCUAAUUGGUAUUUCUGCGCCCAGUCACCUGAUGACGCAGUAGUAUGGCGUCUUGCUUUAUCUGAAGUAAAAGGGAUGUCCAUCCCUCGCUAUCGAGUUCGUAUGCCACCUCCAGAAGCUCCACCACCAGGAUAUACAGAUGGCACAAACUACUAUCAAUACGCAUGUCCUGCUGAAACCACAGUUCCUUUAUACCAAGCUUCUGGAGGAAUGCGGGAAGUACCUAUUAUAUACCGUGGUUCAGAUGGUGAAUAUAUAAUGCCACGACAGAUUAUUGAACAUCCUGAUGGAUCGCGUACAAUUAUCCUUGGUGAUGGAAAUGAAAUUCCAUGUCAUUGUCGACAUGGUUAUUAUUGUGGAUGUGGUUAUGGUUUUGGUGAUGCAGCUUUAUUAGGUUUAGCAGCUGGUACACUUAUGUGGUCUCCAUUCUUAUGGUUCCCAUUUUUCUGGUGUUGAUGAAGUCGAUGAUGAGGACGAAGUUGAUUUACACAAACUGUCAUAAUUCUGUCACAACACUCACAUUUGUUUUUCGCUUUUUAUCCAUUUUGUUGAGGUUGUUUUUUGUUAUAAGGUGGUAGUUGACUAAUAAAUAUUUUCAUUUCAUGCUAUCAUGGUAUCAUUUUUCAUCAUUUUUCUUGUGUUAUCUCUGUAUCUCUCUCAAGUGAUAUUCAGGUGUGUUUUUUUUUGUUAAAUGGUAAUUUCUACUUGUUUUGUUUUCUCAUUCACUGUGAUGAUAUCCACCUAUUUCUUUAUCUUAUUAACAUAAGAAUAUUUUUGGAAUACUUUGUUUUAUUCAUAUUGUGAAUUGUGCUCUUCUGAUAAAACAGUAAUAAUAAUAAUAAAUAUCAGAAGGGGUUUUGUGGAUAUUAUAGUCAUUUUAAUAGUUGAGAUCAUGAAUCCAUUGAAGUUAGAUCAUCAUGAAAAACUUGGGCUCACUAGACGGUUGUUUCGUCGUAGUAUGGUACUCUUCAGCAGUGCGCAUUCAUGAUCAGCUCAGUGGUCUAGAGGUUAAGCACUCGUGUGCGGGACUUGGGUUCGAAUCUCGCCAGGCGGGAUCGUGAAUGUGCGCAAUACUGAGGUGUCCCAUACUAGGAUAAAACGGCUAUCCAGUGCUUCCAGAUUUUCUAUGGUGGUGUAGCUUCAAUUGAUUCAUGAAUUGAACUAUUAAAAAUUAUUUUAAGUUGUUGGAUUAACGGAAAUGUUAAGUGGGCAAAAAGAACUUAUUUGUUUUUUCAUCAAUUCCAG